Messenger RNA from Dioscorea cayenensis subsp. rotundata (Guinea yam), 408 nucleotides. Its product is annotated as shikimate O-hydroxycinnamoyltransferase-like. The transcript has a single exon. The record is from RefSeq and is a predicted model, not a curated record. Bases 1 to 408 code for a protein of 135 amino acids. Lineage: Eukaryota; Viridiplantae; Streptophyta; Magnoliopsida; Dioscoreales; Dioscoreaceae.
AUGAGAAUUUCAUGCCAUUUGAGAGUUGGGAACUUGGUUUCAAAGCCACUCGAGUUGGAAGUUUCCAGGAUUGAAGAAACAAUUAAAAGUCUUGAUGAUGAGUACAUCCGUUCAUUGGUUGACUUAUUGGAGAUAGUCAAAGGUGACAAGAAGAAAGCGUGGGGAUCUAGGACUAUCAAAAUGAUUGAUUUAGGUUUUAUUAGAUGGUUGGCAUUGCCUUUAUAUGAAAUAGAUUUUAGAUGGGGGAAACCAUGUUUCAUGGGAAACGCAUCUAUGAGAAUUCCGGGUCAAGAUUUUGUGAUGCAUAGUGGUCCGCAGAACAGUGGAGGUAUCUCAAUUGCUAUUGCGUUUGAAAGCGCAGACAUGGCACGUUUCAAAGAGAUAUUUGUUAGUGCAACCGCACAAUAA